AUGAAUGAAGAAGAACUCGAAGUACUCAAAUCGAUUUAUGAAUCAGAUCCAAAUUUUUCUACUGUGAAUAAUAAUACAUUUCAAUACAAAUUUAUAAUUGAUAAUGAUCGUUUUUAUUUGGUUGAAAUUCAUUGGCCUGAUGAUUAUCCAAAUGUAAUACCUAAAAUUAAUCUUGAUUUAUUUAGUAAUCGUCUUUUAACAAAUGAUUUCAAAACUAAACUUAUAGAAAAAUUAACAAACGAUGCUAACGAACAAUUGGGUAUGCCAAUGACGUAUACUCUAUUCGAGUCAAUUAAAGAUUUUUCAUAUGAUGGUAAUAUUUUUCAAACUAAUUUAACAACGAAUACAAAUGCAACAGUACCAUCGUCAACUACAACAACUCUUCCUGUAUCGAAUGCACCAGUUAUAAAAAAAGAACAAUUAACUAAAUCGCAAAAACGUCGUCAAUGGAAUCAUCGAGUUGUUGGUGAAGAUGGACAAAGACCUCGUGGUCAUGAUUGGGUUGAUAUUGUUCGACAUUUAUCUCAAACAGGAAAUAAAGUUUAA
Rotaria sordida is the source of this 546-nucleotide messenger RNA. The record is from the annotation of a GenBank genome assembly. NCBI's taxonomy places the organism in Eukaryota, Metazoa, Rotifera, Eurotatoria, Philodinida, Philodinidae.